CACACUUGAGCUUUUGUUGAAACUUCACUUCAUCAUUACUCUAAUGUGUUGUAGUGGCUCAAUACUGGCAGCAGUUUCAUUGGUAGCUGCAAAAAGGGAAGUGUUCAGAAAGUGAGUCAGUGAACGAGCAGUGCCAGAAAGAAAUUCUGAUCAUCAUCAUCAUCAUCAUCAACAACAACACCCAAACCAAAAGAAGCUCUCAUCACAGCAGAGAAAUGACUACAGAUCCUACCGUCCCUUCACGUCCAGCGUGGGAAUACGUGGCUAGAAACGUCAUGCCCAUAGUGUCUGUGGUCGUCUACUCUGUGAUAAUUAUAGUUGGAACUGUAGGCAAUGGUUUAGUCAUCUACGUGACCGGAUACCGAAUGAAAAAAUCUGUCAACUCCAUUUGGUUUUUGAACCUGGCACUGGCUGACUUUAUUUUUACGCUCUUCUUGAUUUUCCCCACCAUCAUUACCUCUCGUCAGAACCAAUGGCCGUUUGGGGGUUUCAUGUGCAAGUUCAACAACUUUGUGGCCGUGAUUAGCAUGUUCUCCAGCAUUUUCCUCCUGAUGGUCAUCAGUCUGGACCGCUGCCUGACUGUCUGGGUGGUGGUGUGGGCACAAAACAAACGCACCAUUAUCAAGGCUCAGGUAACCACGGUUCUUGUCUGGUUGAUUGCUGCCAUCUGCAGCGCCCCUUACGCAAGUUACCGUUCGGUUCUGACACGCGAGGGAAAGGAAUACUGUUCCUAUUCACCAAAGACACCAGUAUGGACUCUAACUAUUUUUCGCUUUUUUGUGGGAUUCUUCAUCCCAUUCUUGGUCAUAUGUGCCUCCAAUGUGGCCAUUUACGUCCGUGCUCGUCGUCUGCAUGGAACAAGAAGUAACAAAUCCAACAGAAUUAUCUUCGCCAUCAUCUUUGCCUUUUUCAUCUGCUGGCUGCCUUUUCAUGUUAUACAAUUGUUAGAAAUAAAGGGUUUAACGGAUAAAUCUUUCUCAAUAUUCGUCCAGCUUGGAGGACCUGCGACUGUGAUGCUGGCUUUCACAAACAGCUGCCUUAAUCCCAUCCUCUACGUCUUCAUGUGUGAUGAAUUCAGGAAGAAGCUGAAGCGUUCCCUGUUCUUGGUCCUGGAGAGUGCGCUGUCAGAAGAACAGCUGCACUCUCGCUCUUUCUCCUCACACUUUUCAAUCACAUCCCGGAGGUCGGAGUUCGCUGCACCUCUGCAGGAAAGGCAAGAGACAAGUACAGAAGUCGAUCUCCUCCCCACUAUAUAACUUCUGAAACCAAACAUUUAAACUUUGCGGUUAGCCGUGAAAACAUGUAUUUUUUCUGUUUGUCACGUCUAUACCUUGUUUUCAAAGCCGGUAUAUAAAACGUUAUACAACUCAAUGUAAUUGUAUAAGUGUAAAUGUAUUAGAUCUCAUCUGUCCGUCGUAUUAGCACAUAUACGAAGCUGACUUUGUAAAUGUCAGCAGCAUCUGUAAUCUUACACAACAAACUUGCAUCACUUCCAACUUCCCAGUUCCUCAAUACUAUUUCUUUUACACAUUUCUGCUAUUAUCUUAAAAGAAUUAUAUUUUCGAUACUCUAGCUUGAUUCGCCUCUCUCUGUAAACCUAAUGAUUUGUAAAACCAAGUAAAAGUGCCUCUUUUAAAACGGAUUUCAACUUUUAUAUUAGGUCAAUAGGUUUAUUUUGAAAAUGGCAAAAAAUAAACGAUGUAUCGACACAGCAUGUUCAGUGCCCCUGGAUAUCAAACAAAAUAAACUUAAGGAUGUCAUUAAAAUUUUCUAAGGUUAAUAUCAGGUACAGUAUCUAUUACUUCUUCUUCUUCACAUUUAAUUAGGUAAACCAUAAGAAAAACAGUGCCUCGUAUUAUAUUUUAGUUUAUCUUUUGCCUUAUCA
Molecule: messenger RNA, 1885 nt
Organism: Cynoglossus semilaevis (tongue sole)
Lineage: Eukaryota; Metazoa; Chordata; Actinopteri; Pleuronectiformes; Cynoglossidae
Product: chemokine-like receptor 1
Exons: 2
Coding region: 216-1256 (346 amino acids)
Biological process (GO): complement receptor mediated signaling pathway; positive regulation of cytosolic calcium ion concentration; inflammatory response
Cellular component (GO): plasma membrane
Molecular function (GO): G protein-coupled receptor activity; complement receptor activity
Source: RefSeq, a predicted model, not a curated record